AUGAGUGGCAUCCACCGAUUAUUGACUCGUCGCGACCGACACAAGCUGAACAAGCAAAGUAAAGAAGAGGCAUCUCACAUUCUCUCACGGACGCUAUUCCAAGGAUUUUUCAAGUCGGAGACAACGUCGGAAGAAAACAAUGAUCAUGAGAAGAAGGUCAAAUCGCUCGCCCAACGGAUUAAGCAGCUUGGCAUCACGGCUCUAGAAGAAGAACAUAUCAGUUACGCAUUGAAGGCUACACAUGGUGACUCAGAGAAGGCAUUGAGCUUACUGCUUCUUCUAGAAGACUCUAUUGAGGGAAUCAUCCGGACAUACACACCCAACACCAAGCUCCUGGGCGCCGAGAAUCGCGCAGGCGUCACCUGCUAUCUGGAUGCCCUGUUAUUUGCCAUGUUUGCCCGUCUGGACUGCUUCGAGGCUAUUCUCUAUAAAUCUUUCACUGAUGAGCCUCGUCGAAAGCUUGCGGUCCUUCUAAGGCUGUGGGUUAAUUUGCUACGAUCCGGAAAGCUGAUCACGACCGAUAUGACGAGACAUCUACAAGAUGCCCUGGCAGAAUGUGGAUGGGAAGAUGCGGCCCAACUUCGCCAGCAAGAUGCAUCAGAAGCAUUCACUUUCAUUACCGAAAAACUUGAGCUACCACUGCUGACGCUGAAAAUGGAUAUUUAUCACACUGGAAAAGAGGAUGAAAGCGAUGACCACAAAUUCAUUAAUGAGCGCCUCCUUGAGGUUGCUAUACCUCCCGAGCCAACCGACGGAUCAUCUCUCACCCUCGAGGACUGCUUGGAGGCUUAUUUCAACAACAGGAUCGAAGUGAAACGGCACUUGGAGCGGCGAAACACCGCUGCUUCCAUUAGGUCCGCGGAUUCUAUGUCUAUGACCAAAGGGUCUACUUCGCACAUUGAGGCAGUAGAGAUCGAUACUACUCCCACGGUGUCCCCCACAGAAACAGACACGACCCCGGCCGAAGGCGCCAGUCCUUGGUCCUCAUACACCGAGUUCUCCGAAUCGCUUAAGGCAUCACGCGCUGGUGGGAGACGCGCGAGUAUCGUCAGAGAGCGAUUUUUCCCAGACUCGAAUUCAACCGGUGAUAACGAUACCGAGGAAGUCGAUACCGAGAAAGAAUCCAGUUCAGACAGUCAGGCACAGCGUGGAGCUAUCAAAAAGGAGGUCAUGAUGCCCGCAUGGCAGUUUUUCAGUUUAAUCCCGUGGUAUACUGAUAACACGCCAACGAAUGACGCCCAGGUAGCGGCCCAUUUCUCUGCUAAGCGGCCCAUCCUUGGGAUGUGCCUCAAACGCUAUUCUUUCCUGCCAGAUGGAAGAGCCAUCAGACUGAACACCCACAUCGACAUACCAACUGAGAUUGGUCUGCCUCAUUUCAUUCAAGACGAUAACUUGGAUGCAGACGCACCCAUCUAUGGAAAUUUCAAGCUUUCCCUGCAAGCCUUGGUCUGCCACAGAGGAAAUUCUGUCGAUUCGGGUCAUUACAUUGCACUUGUUCGAGGUACCAGCCCCAACGUCGCGGGCUCGCCAACCAGUACCGAUUCUGCCGAGCUCUCAAAACACUGGAUGCGAUUCGACGACCUGGCAGCGGAACGAGUGACUCUAGUUAACAUCGACCAAGCCUUGAAGACAGAGUCCCCCUAUCUUCUGUUCUACCAAAUUCUCCCCAUCGCAGAGGAUCCAUCAGUCGCGAAUCUUCAACAGGCGCCUUCCUCUCGAGCCUCAGACGGCAGUACCCUGGGCGAUCAACUGGAUUUCCUGCCCGAGGACGCAGGCUCUGAUCGACCGAGCGUUGAAGUCACAGGGCCAUCUGAUACCAGCUCGCCAUUGUUUUCCAACCCCGCUAGGAGACCUAGCCUAGCAUACUCGGAGAGCAGCAACCAAGCGGCAAGCCUUCAGCCUCGUUCGAUCCCAUCUUUGUCACCCAGGCUUGCGCCCAUGGAAGAACAACACAUGAAGGGGGCAUCCUGGUCUCGCCGGGGCUCACGCUCAGCCAAGAGUACCCCCGGAAGCCGUGCUGGUAGCCGCGCUGGUAGUCAAACGGGUGAAAAUAGACUCAGCGCUACUUUCUCACGAUUUGCUGAACGGUUGAGUCGGGAUAAGAUCUCUACCAGUGAGUUCCCUCAAGAGGAAGCGAAUGAAUACACGCUGGAGAUCGAAGAGGCUGUGGAUGAGAUGAAGCUUGGCCCGGCUGCUGGUGAGAAUAAGGAAGGGCGUGGCAGGGGUCGAACCCGUGAGAAGAACAAGGGCAAAUCGAAGGAUAAGUCCAAGGAGAAAGGCAAGAAACUGGAUCGGGAAUGUACAGUAAUGUGA
This is a messenger RNA of Penicillium olsonii, 2313 nucleotides long. The record is from the annotation of a GenBank genome assembly. Lineage: Eukaryota; Fungi; Ascomycota; Eurotiomycetes; Eurotiales; Aspergillaceae.